Asterias rubens (European starfish) is the source of this 961-nucleotide messenger RNA. RefSeq names its product peroxiredoxin-2-like. Gene Ontology annotation, biological process: hydrogen peroxide catabolic process; cellular response to stress; cell redox homeostasis. Lineage: Eukaryota; Metazoa; Echinodermata; Asteroidea; Forcipulatida; Asteriidae. Gene Ontology annotation, molecular function: thioredoxin peroxidase activity. The transcript is spliced from 6 exons. Gene Ontology annotation, cellular component: cytosol; endoplasmic reticulum. The record is from RefSeq and is a predicted model, not a curated record. The coding region runs from base 39 to 794 and encodes 251 amino acids.
CAGUUUUUUAGAGUGGCACCUGGCUGUCUCAGUUCAAGAUGGCGCGUUUGUUGUCUUUCGUUGCAUUUAGCGUGUGCAGGUUUCUCUUCGUGUUGGCUUUUUCGUUGCCAUCCGGAGCUGAAGAGGCCUGCUACAGCUACGGAGGGGGGCAUGUUUAUCCUGGAGAGGGACUGAGGUCCUCCGAGCAUGCUGUUCACUGGAGUAAAGCGCAAAUUUCCAAACCGGCCCCUAACUUUGAAGGGACCGCAGUGGUCAAUGGGGAAUUUAAAGAGUUGAAGUUGUCGGACUACAAAGGAAGAUAUCUUGUGCUUGUCUUCUAUCCUCUAGACUUUACUUUUGUCUGUCCUACAGAAAUCAUCGCCUUCAGUGACCGCGUCAGUGAAUUCAACAAAAUCAACACCGAUGUGGUUGCAGUUUCUGUCGAUUCUCAGUUCACCCAUUUGGCAUGGAUGAAUACUCCACGGAAGAAAGGCGGCCUUGGACCAAUGUCAAUCCCUCUUCUAUCUGAUCUAACACACCAGAUCUCUAAGGAUUAUGGCGUUCUAUUGGAGGAUUUGGGGCACACUCUCAGGGGCCUGUUCAUAAUUGACGGCAAUGGUGUUCUGCGUCAAAUUACAAUGAAUGAUUUACCGGUCGGCCGAUCGGUUGAUGAGACUUUGAGAUUGGUGCAGGCUUUCCAGUUUACAGACAAGAAUGGUGAAGUGUGCCCAGCAGGUUGGAAGCCAGGCAGUGACACAAUUAUUCCGCAUCCAGAGGACAAACUGAAGUACUUUAGCAAACAGAAGGAUAAAUAAACCCCCUGUGGAAUGGGAACGCCAGUUCCUCUGAAUUAGACUUGCUACAAGUCUCUUUGCUUUGUCUGCUGUCUCUGUCGCUUAGGAUGGAUUUUCACAAAGAGUUAAGACUAGUCUUAUCUCGAGUUAGGAUGAGUUACUUGUCCUCACUUAGGACUAACCUUAAG